Molecule: messenger RNA, 1941 nt
Organism: Eremothecium cymbalariae DBVPG#7215
Lineage: Eukaryota; Fungi; Ascomycota; Saccharomycetes; Saccharomycetales; Saccharomycetaceae
Product: lipase ROG1 family protein
Exons: 1
Coding region: 1-1941 (646 amino acids)
Molecular function (GO): monoacylglycerol lipase activity
Source: RefSeq, a predicted model, not a curated record
AUGGCCUCUGAAGAUAAUCCUAUAUUUUUAUAUCAUUACAGGUCGUCCGUUAAAAUUGGUGAACUUGAGAGGUAUUAUUUUGCUUAUGAUUUCUAUGAUGAUGAUGAUGAUUUACCGGAGGACUUGGACUUCGGGUCUUUAUGGGUGAAAGUAAAGAACAUUUCAAACUUGACAUAUAGAGCGGCAUAUUUGAUGGGACCUUAUGUAUUAUAUUGUGAUGUAAGAACAAAAGAAUACCAUCAUUCGCAAAAGCUAUUUGCUUCAGCGGAUCAGCCACAGUUUGAUUCAACAAUUCAACCUCAGCAGGAAUUUAUUGCAGAGUUAUCAUUACACAAGCUACAAAAAAAGUAUUUUUGGAUAGUUGAAGUUAUCAGUCAGAUUAUAUUUACUUCUAACACCCAAAUUGCGUUUGAAAUCACGAUUGCGACAUCCAAGGAAGCCAUAAGCGAAGAUAUUGCGCUUGAACCGACAGCUGGCUCUUUUAGUAAUAGAAUUACGGUUAAUCGACAAACGACUUUAGAUCUCUGGAAUUUGCCACAACAAAUAUUUGAUGAUUGUUUAAAACCUGAACAUUUAGUAAUCCUUACACAUGGAUUACAUUCAAACAUCACUGCAGAUCUCAACUAUUUGAAGGAACAGAUAGAAGAUGCUCAACGACACUAUCCUAAUGAGUUAUUAAUUGUUAAAGGUUUUAUGGAUAAUAUAUGCAAGACUGAAAAGGGCAUCAAAUUUUUGGGAACCAGGUUAGCAGAACAUAUUGUGAAACAGCUAUAUAAUAAAAGGGUUAAAAAAAUAUCGUUCAUUGGUCAUUCCUUAGGUGGCUUAACGCAAACCUUUGCUAUCGCCUAUAUUUCGGUAAACUAUCCGUGGUUUUUUGAUACAGUUCAGCCAGUGAAUUUUGUCACUCUAGCCUCGCCACUAUUGGGUCUUGUAACAAACAACCCUGUUUAUGUUAAUAUGUUUUUAUCUAUGGGAAUUGUUGGCAAAACUGGUCAAGAUUUGAGAUUACAGGUAGCUUCAAAUCAAGAAAGCCCAUUAUUGUACGAUCUACCGGGACCGAUCACAAGGAAUGCCUUAAAAAAGUUUCAGAAGAGGACAUUAUAUGCUAAUGCUACAAAUGAUGGAAUCGUUCCUCUUUACACUUCAGCACUUCUUUAUCUAGAUUAUGAUGAUGUCUUGAGUCAGCUUAAGAAUAAUUCUUAUUACAGGUCCGAUAGCCAAAAUUUCUUUACGAAAACGCUUUUUAACCCAUUAAUAAAGGUCAUAAAUUUAUUAGCACCUCAACUUCAAGGAGACUCUGCUAUCCCCAAGGGCUCUAUACUUGAAUCUGUGAUGUCUGUUUUGCUUCCUCCACUGCCGGACAAAACGUAUAUCAUGGAUCCUUCUUCAAGACCGAAUAUUAUAUUACAUGACAAGAUGUAUUCUGAGGAUGACAUCCCUGAACCAAAUUCUUCACCUUCAAAAAGUUUUUGGGAUUCAUUAUUAAAUCUUGGAAAUGGGGAUCAAUAUAAGCAAUUGGAAGAAGAAAUGGCUAAAAAAUGGCAUCGAGGGUUAACUUGGAGAAAGGUAAUAGUCAAUUUGAAACCAGAUGCACAUAACAAUAUAAUUGUUAGGAGAAGGUUUGUGAAUGCCUAUGGCUGGUCUGUGGUAGAUCACUUGGUUCAAAAUCAUUUUAAUGGGACAGAAAAUUCUUAUCCUGUCGGAAAUCAUGCUGACUCACCUAUAGAUGAACAAGUCGAAAGAGACUGCCACUGGAUAAACAGGCCACAUAAUGGAACUUUUUUCGAUGUUGGACUGACUGGCAUGAUAUCUUCUGUUGGUGAAAUAAUAGAAAAUUUUAAAAAUACUGCCUUUCAAUCUAAUUCUACCCCUAAUCCACCAUUGCCAAGGGAUGCAUUUGAGGAGGAACUUUUCAGGUUCACUAAUAAUAUAUUGGGGUAA